Molecule: messenger RNA, 2639 nt
Organism: Salarias fasciatus (jewelled blenny)
Lineage: Eukaryota; Metazoa; Chordata; Actinopteri; Blenniiformes; Blenniidae
Gene: adm2a
Product: adrenomedullin 2a
Exons: 3
Coding region: 376-888 (170 amino acids)
Biological process (GO): regulation of systemic arterial blood pressure; adenylate cyclase-activating G protein-coupled receptor signaling pathway; positive regulation of heart rate
Cellular component (GO): extracellular region
Molecular function (GO): hormone activity
Source: RefSeq, a predicted model, not a curated record
CCGGCACUUCAGGCACUGUGAGCAACUCCGCCCACUCGGUAUUUAAACCCACAAUGUCACCCGGAGCUCAGCUUCACGCAGGAGAACUUGAUCUUGACCAACACGUUUGGAUUCAUGGGAAAAAGCAGCAGUGAGUCGUGAGUCUGCGCUCCUGGAGGUUUCAUCUGCUCUCUGCAAAGUUUGGAUAUCGCCCCCCAGCAUCAACACUUAAAAAAGAAAAAGAAAAAGUUUAUUUAUUUUAUUUUUUUAUAUAUUUUUUUAUUUAUUAUUUGGGUUCCUCACCCACCGGCGGGACUGACGCCGGUUCCUCCCGGUGCGCCGAGUCGCCCCCUCCUUUCCAGAAAAGGGGUGUAAAGCGAAGGAGUUGGCCCGGAGAUGCGGUCCCUGCUCCCGCUGACUGUGUAUUGCAUCAGCCUGGUUUCCCUCCAGCGGCUGCAGGCUGCGCCGGCAGAGGAGCGUCCCCGGAACAGGUUGGACCUCCUCUUCAAGCUCAUCGGCCAAACGGGGGACAUCUCCUACAUUCCAGGAAGUCAGACGGACAGCGCCGUCCCGCCUCCAGCCCCCAGCCAGACCCCCAAAUGGCCGGCCGGUUUCCUGAGACACCCCCCUGUGACCGGAGCCCGUCCGGCCUCCCCGGGCCUGGCCUGGGCACGGCCGGAUGAGGCCCCCCAGAUGGAGCGGCGGCCGCUGAGAGCCCGUCGCCACGCCCACACGGGACCGCGGGGGGGCCACCACUACCCCCACCACGGCCAGCUCAUGAGGGUGGGCUGCGUGCUGGGAACCUGCCAAGUGCAGAACCUCAGCCAUCGACUGUACCAGCUGAUCGGGCAGAGCGGCAGGGAGGACUCGUCCCCCAUCAACCCCAAGAGCCCCCACAGCUACGGAUGAGUUGGCCUCCGGACGCCCUCAGCCGGUCCGUCUGGAUCUCCAGCUAUUUAUCUCCUCGUGUAUUACUGCUAGUCUGAUAGGAUCCAUAACUUGAGGUAUACUCUUCUUAAACGACUCUUGCUUUCACUUUCUGUGUGUGGCUGAUGGAUUUGGAGACUGAAUCCAGUUUGAACCCCCCCCCCCCCAUCUGAGUUUCCCCCCAUCCUGAGAACUUCAGGCUCUUCAAGGACGUCGAAGUCUCUUUGCUUUUUUUUUCCUCGAAAUGAGCCUGGAACCUCGACCGGACUUUUUAAUCCUGUUAAUGUAAAAACAAAGGCUUGUCAUCACCAUCAUCCGGCGGCCUGGCCCAGUCUGCCAUCCGACCCCCCCACCCCCACCCCCACCCCCACCCCCACCCACCCAGCAGUGCUUUUCCCAUGGCCCGUUGAUCAAACACUGGACUCUCAAUCUGGACUCUUAGCCCGAUCCCUGUCAAAACCCAUACAAUCCCAAACACCCUUCCAGGUGACCCCACUGACCCUUUCUGCUCAUUUCUUGCCCCCCCCCCCUCCAUUUUUCAUUGUUGGAUGUUGGACAGGCACCACAAGCCUGCAGCUGAUCUGGAGGGUCAUAAAGGAGGCCCAGCAGCGUCCAGUGCCGUCGGAGAGGAAUGCAAACAGAAAGUCCGCCGUCCGAGGAUCAGUUUCAGAUGUGCGCCGCGGCGGCCGGCGCAGUGGGCGGCGGAGUGAACCGUGGAGUCAGGGAUCAGCGCGCCGUCGCACCCCGGCGGGGGCCUUUCUUCUCCCCGCCGGGGGCCGAGGAUGAAAUAUUAGCCUUUUCACGUGAUUCAUAAGUCCCCUCCACAAGUCAGUGCUUUGGGCUGACAGCACUUUAAUGAACCCGACCCGAUGGCUUCGGUCAUAUGUGCGGCCGCAGCGGGAGAGGGGGCUGAUGGGAGACGGCGGCCCCCGCCCUCUCGCAGCCCACUCCACCGUACGUAAAUAAAGAGAACAGGCCGUGUGGAGUUUCACACACACGCAGGCUGAUCUUCAAACGUUGGUUCCAUGUUUCUUCUUGCAGAUGUUACUGACAGAUUUUAUUUAUUGUUAUGCUUUAGUGAGGCCUGCAGGAAUACAAGUCACCUCCACGGAAAGAAAGUAGAACUUUUAAAAAGACAAUAAUCUGGAAUUUGGUCUGAAAAUGCGUGAAAAUCGUUCAGUAAUCUAAACAGAACCCGAGUCUGAAACGCAGCAAACGUUAUCCUGGAAAAAAGACUGAAUGAAACGAGGUGGAGCCGCCCGGGUUCCCACUUCACAGCACCUCCCGCCGGCACCUCGCCGCUCCUCCCGUCUCCCUUUAAUGGGAUUGAACCGGGACGCCGCAGGGACCCGAGGCGUCAGGCGCCUCAAACGCCACAAAUAGCAUGGCGAAAACGCAACGUUUCCUCCGCUCGCUAUUCUCGGCCCGUCUCUGAAAGAGGUGGGCGAGAAUAACCGUGGGCCGUUACAGAGGCAGUUAUAUUCCAUAUUAUUUACAUUCUUCUCUGCUCUUUACAUGCGGGGGGAGGAAGGAAGACGGAAUGCCGCUUUUAGACUUCGGCUUGACGCCGUCUUGCCGUUCGGGUCGUGAUGGAAAUUCACCAAAUUCCUGGUAAAACUUGAUCCACACCUGUCUCCCUGCAGCCCAGUGCCUCACCUUCAGCUCUUUUACGUCCUCUGGUUUUUAUAUUAAGUCUCUUUUCUGGUUUUGUGUGUGAUGCCGGUGGCGGUGGC